Messenger RNA from Mustela lutreola (European mink), 2638 nucleotides. RefSeq names its product protein phosphatase 2 regulatory subunit B''beta (gene PPP2R3B). Gene Ontology annotation, biological process: protein dephosphorylation. Lineage: Eukaryota; Metazoa; Chordata; Mammalia; Carnivora; Mustelidae. The transcript has 13 exons. Gene Ontology annotation, cellular component: protein phosphatase type 2A complex. Bases 339 to 2021 code for a protein of 560 amino acids. Gene Ontology annotation, molecular function: protein phosphatase regulator activity; calcium ion binding. The record is from RefSeq and is a predicted model, not a curated record.
AGGCAGUUGCUCGGAUCACUUCAGUUCUCUGGAGCACGCCUCUGUCCCCCACCGGCAGAACUAGAGGCGCUGUCCCCAGAUGUCUCCUUGCAGACCUGUUUACGCGCUUGUCCCUCUGGACUGAGCCACAAGACGGGGUCACUGAGCGGGGAGCUGUGUCCGGGACUCCCAUCGGCAGCUCAGCCAGAACAGCUCCGGCCGGAGCAGCUCCCUCCUGCACAGCCAGGGGCCGGCGGGGAGGAGCGGCCGCCUCCCCCACCCUGCAGCCAUGUGCCCUCCUCAGCCUGUGGAAUGCAAGCGGCCCAGGGCCGGCCCCCAGAGCGCCUGGCCGGCCACGCAUGGAGCGCGCUGAGCCCGGCCACCCAGACUGUCCUGCCGGGCACAGCCGCCACCCCGAGCCUGCCGGCCCCAGCUCAGCCCAGCCCCGAGAGUCAGAGCGCGAGCGCAGUGCCUGGCCUGGCCCCCGGCGGCCCAUGCGAGGCGACAUGCGGCUCCGGGACCUGUCCCUGCGCCAGGACCCUGACCUGAGGCAGGAGCUGGCCUCCCUGGCCCGCGGCUGUGACUUUGUGCUGCCGUCUCGCUUUAAGAAGAGGCUCAAGGCCUUCCAGCAGGUCCAGGUUCAGACGAAGAAGGAAGAGCCCCUGCCACCCGCCACGAGCCAAAACAUUCCCACGUUCUACUUUCCCAGAGGCCGUCCCAAGGACACGGUGAACAUCGAUGCCGUCAUCACCAAGAUCGAACGGACCUUCGCGCAGUUUCCCCACGAGAGAGCCACAAUGGAGGACAUGGGCCGAGUGGCCAAGGCCUGUGGCUGCCCGCUCUACUGGAAGGGGCCGCUGUUCUGCUGUGCCGGGGGAGAGCGCACGGGCGCCGUCUCUGUCCACAAGUUCGUCGCCAUGUGGAGAAAGGUCCUCCAGAGCUGUCACGACGACGCCGCCAAGUUCGUGCACCUGCUCAUGAGUCCCGGCGCGAACUACCUGGUGCAGGAGGACUUCGUGCCUUUCUUACAGGACGUCGUGAACACGCACCCUGGCUUGGCCUUCCUGAAGGAGGCGUCCGAGUUCCACUCUCGCUACAUCACCACCGUGACACAGAGGAUCUUCUACUCCGUCAACAGGUCCUGGUCGGGGAGGAUCACGUGCGCCGAGCUCCGCAGGAGCACCUUCCUGCAGAAUGUGGCGCUCUUGGAAGAGGAAGCGGACAUCAACCAGCUCACAGAGUACUUCUCCUACGAGCACUUCUAUGUCAUUUACUGCAAGUUCUGGGAGCUGGACACGGACCACGACCUUCUCAUCGAUUCCCAGGACCUGGCCCGGCACAAUGAUCACGCCAUAUCCAGCAGGAUGAUCGAGAGGAUAUUCUCGGGGGCCGUGACGAGGGGCAGAAAAGUCCAGAAAGAAGGAAAAAUAAGCUACGCUGACUUUGUUUGGUUUUUGAUCUCUGAAGAAGACAAAAAAACUCCAACCAGCAUCGAGUACUGGUUCCGCUGCAUGGACCUGGAUGGGGACGGCGCGCUGUCCAUGUUUGAGCUGGAGUACUUCUAUGAGGAGCAGUGCCGCAGGCUGGACAGCAUGGCCAUCGAGGCCCUGCCCUUCGAGGACUGCCUCUGCCAGAUGCUGGACCUGGUGAAGCCGCAGAGCGAAGGGAAGAUCACCCUCCGCGACCUGAAGAGGUGUAAACUCGCCAACGUGUUCUUUGACACCUUCUUCAACAUCGAGAAGUACCUCGACCACGAGCAGAAGGAACAGGUCUCCCUGCUCAGGGAGAGCGACAGCGAAGGCCCUGAGCUGUCCGACUGGGAGAAGUACGCGGCCGAGGAGUACGACAUCCUGGUGGCCGAGGAGGCUGCAGGGGAGCCAUGGGAGGACGGGUACGAAGCUGAGCCCAGCCCCGUGGACCAGAAGCUGGGCUCCCUGAGGUCUCCGCUGGCCCAGAGACCCUUCUUCGAGGCACCGUCCACCCUGGGCACGGUCGACCUGUACGAGUACGCGUGUGAGGACGACGACCUGCCGCCCUCCUGACCUGGGCCCAGAUGUGGACGCAGAGCCGCCAUCGUGUAAAGAACAGAACCGUUUGAUCGUUGAGCUUUUAUAGAAAAUGGAGUGAUUUGUAUGGGAUGAAGAGCUUUUAUUUAUCCAACACGGAGCCGGUCCGGUGGUCACUGAGCGCGUUUCCCUGCAUGCCGGGCAGAAGCUGCCGUCCGUCCGGAAGCCCCUGGCUGGGCCCGGCGGGGAGAGACGUGCCGAGUAGGUCCCGAGUGCCGGUGUCUGGAGACUCACCGGCUCGGCCGACCGUCUCCUCGGAGGGGAGCUGCUGCUGCAGAGGGACAGCCCCGGGGGCGUGAGCCGUGCACCGACCCGUGCACCGGGUGUCGGACGGUCCUGCGCCGUUCUCACGCGUUGGUCAGGAACAUUCCAGGGGCCCCGGGACCUUCCGUUCGUCCACAGGCGUGUCUCCGGGCGCCGCCCCACCGCAGCCCUGCACACGGGGUACGGGACGCAGCACGUCUCGUCGUACUUACAUUUUCAUGUCAAUGUACAAAACGUGUAAAGUUAACUUUUAUUUGGUGUGUGUAGCAGUUUAAAAACGUUUUACGAGCUCACGUCUGUAUUUUCGAAUAAAGAAUUUAAGGAUUUUC